Peniophora sp. CBMAI 1063 is the source of this 1035-nucleotide messenger RNA. The record is from the annotation of a GenBank genome assembly. NCBI's taxonomy places the organism in Eukaryota, Fungi, Basidiomycota, Agaricomycetes, Russulales, Peniophoraceae.
AUGGACGAUACGCUGCUUGACAACUUCUCUGACGCCGAUGUUCAGCAAGUUAUACACGAUGAUAUAGACAAAUGGCUCGAAGAAGCGGGACUGCAUACUGAUCUGUCGCGCUAUUCCAACGGUGAGGACCUCUUGCAAGAGGCCGAGGUGGUGAAGGACGAUAAGCGCGGAUAUCUUGCAAAGACGGAUGGUAGCGGCGAAGAGUUCAUCGUGUCUAUAUCCGGCGUACUCGUCGAGGCGAGCAUCCCGCCCUAUCGUGAUGUCCGCGGUUUAUUCCGGUCUCGCCCGAACAAGAAAGACGUUCCUGUCAACCGCGUGUCGAUAGGCUGGUUUGGGCACGCUAGUUUCGAAGCCAACCGGCUUGGUCUAGAGAAUAUACGAAGCGCGUUCGUUCGCAAGUACGAUCAAGUCCAAGGUGUCCCGUUUCCCAUGAAAGUGGGCACGCCUCUCAUAACCGCCGAAAACCGCAUUGUGUCGAAAGUUGGCGACGUUCCUGUAGAGGCGCUCGACGCACUCUUGCCGAAGAUUCAAGACCCACGCGAUAUCAUACGCAACAAUCUAUUAUCGUCCAAUCUCUAUCGUUACGUGGAUGAUAACGCACUUACAUUCGAAAGAAUUGAGAUCACCGAUGAUGAGGGAGGCUUCACCAUCGUCCCGUGCCCCCCGGAGGAAAUCAAGCCGGGUAUGAUCGUUAGCGUCCAAGCGUCACCGACAGUUGUUCCUUCUACGAAAGCCGGCCACAAGAUGAUCUUAAAGCUCCGUUCUAUACUUCUUGUGAACGAUGAAGUGUACACCAAAUUUCUCUUCGCUAAGAACGCCGAGGACAUCGAGAGUGUACCUAAGCCGGGAGCCGGCUUGAAGCGCAGCGCGUCAGGCCCACAAUGGAUCAAUCCCAAGCGCCGUGAGAUGACGGUGGGGGAUGUCGAAGUGCGACAAGGAAAGAAAGGCAAGCAGCCGGCGACUCCUGAGUCAGUAGCACGCGACCUCGCUGCUCUCAAGACCAGUGACAAGGGUCUCGGGGGUUCCAAUCAGUAG